AUGGCUCCACGCGUAUUUCCCAUCUCCAUCCUUCUUAUCCUCUUCUUCGCGUUCACUUCAUGUGUCAAUACCCACACGGGAGUCGCCACGACGUUGGCCUCUGUUUCGGCAUCAUCAACCACCGAUCCACCUGCUCCCACUUCAGCUGCAUACACGACAACGGAGGUCUAUACACCCUUUGCGAUUUGCGCCACUGGAGGAGGCGACUGGUACAUCGACCCGCCCACGGCCACUCAGCUGGUGGACUUGUUCUGUAAUCAAGCAUACGAGCCAGGGGCUCUUCCUCCACAAGGUGAAGAAUUCGAUUUGAAUGAGUAUCCAACGGACCUCAUAUCGCUCACAGAGAAUGGCGCGGACACCCACACCGAGGCUGACAUCACAGACACGCUCAACUCGCUGUCCAAUAACAACAACGCCAACAUCACCCUCCAUCUCAUGGAGACAACACCAAAUUACACCCUCACGGAGCUGUCAGGGAUUAUCCUGGCGCUGCGGCUGGUGCGUUGGCGGCCCACGGUGGUCGACAACGUGACGUACAUGUCGGGGUCGCAGGCGCAGUGCGACCAGGACGUGCGGCAGGACCAGUGCCACGCCGGCCUGCACCGCGUCAUCGACCAGUGCCAGUGGAACAGCCACUACUUUGGCGGCGUCAACUUCUGGAUGACCGCCUGCGCGAUGUACAGCGUCCAGGUCGCCAACUGCUCGGGGAACUGGCUCGAUCCCAACUGCGACCUGUGGCACCGCAAGUGGCCCGGCGUCGGCAGCGGGCCGGAUCCGGCCUUUCCGAUCACCACCACCAACGCUGGCGCCGCCGACAUGGGGACGGCCUUGAUCAGUGUGCCCACGACCAGGGUGUGGAGGGCCUGA
Messenger RNA from Fonsecaea erecta, 867 nucleotides. RefSeq lists its product as hypothetical. The record is from RefSeq and is a predicted model, not a curated record. The transcript has 2 exons. The coding region runs from base 1 to 867 and encodes 288 amino acids. Lineage: Eukaryota; Fungi; Ascomycota; Eurotiomycetes; Chaetothyriales; Herpotrichiellaceae.